CUUGUGUUUGUAACAUACCCACUAAAAGUGGCAUUAAGUGCUCCCAUUUACAGCGAUUUCAUUUCUUGGGAUUCUUGUAGACAUUUCGUCAAACAUGAUUUGGGCAGCAGAUAUUUCUUAACAAAAACUCUGCCUUUUUCCAUCCUCUCUCUCGACUUUCAUUAACCCAACAACACACACUCAUUCAUACCCCCAAUUUCCAUUUGUAUAUAUACACUUACAUAUACUAAUCUUCACAACUUCCUCACUCUUCCUUUUACCUUUUAUCUACUUCUUUGCCAUUUGUUCAUGCCAUAAGCUGAAGAAACACCAAUUUUUUAGUGAUGUCGAGUUUUGUUCAUUCAACCGCACAGAAUUUGUUGUUGUCUCCCUUUUUAGGCCGGACGAGGACUCUAACCCCGGUUUCCGGCAGAGCCCGUUUCAGUAAUUUCACGUUUCAGAAACCCUUACUGAGGGGCGGCAAUUUUGGGAUCGCCCGGUGCGGUUUGGGUCAGGUUCCAUUUCCUGACCCGGAAAAUGCCGAGUUCUUAAUCAAAGAUUUGCUUGGUAGAGUUGAAGGGCUUCUAUACACAGUUGCUGAUGCUGACGUGACUUCUCCCGACGCUGUUGAUGCAGUUAGUACUACCAAGCAGAAUAGUGAUUGGCUUUCUGGGAUUACGAAUGCCAUGGAACUUGUUUUGAAGGUUCUUAAAGAUGGGCUUUCCACUCUGCACGUUCCCUAUGCUUAUGGUUUUGCUAUCAUUUUACUGACAAUACUUGUUAAGGCUGCCACUUUUCCUUUGACAAAGAAACAGGUGGAAUCAGCAAUGUCCAUGCAGUCUUUGGCACCUCAAAUAAAAGCUAUUCAGGAACGAUAUGCUGGAGAUCAGGAAAGGAUUCAACUUGAAACAGCUCGGUUGUACAAACUAGCUGGUAUAAAUCCAUUGGCAGGAUGUCUUCCUACACUUGCCACUAUCCCCAUAUGGAUUGGGCUUUAUAGAGCUCUUUCUAAUGCAGCCGAUGAGGGAUUGUUAACGGAAGGCUUCUUCUGGAUACCCUCACUAUCUGGUCCGACAACUGUUGCUGCUAGGCAAACUGGUAGUGGUACCACUUGGCUUUUCCCCUUCAUUGAUGGUCAUCCUCCCCUUGGGUGGUCAGAUACUCUGGCAUAUCUUGUCUUGCCUGUUCUUCUGGUUGUCUCUCAAUAUAUCUCUGUACAGAUCAUGCAACCCCCACAGAGUAAUGAUCCGAAUGUCAAGAGUUCUCAAGCCAUAACAAAGUUACUACCACUGAUGAUUGGAUAUUUUGCUCUCUCAGUUCCUUCUGGUUUAAGCCUUUACUGGCUUACAAACAACAUACUGAGUACGGGGCAACAGGUAUGGUUGCGGAAAUUGGGUGGCGCAAAAAAUCCUAAGAAAAUUAUUGAUGACAUUAUAGAGAAAGAGCCAACCCAAACACUAAAGUCCAUUUCCGUAGCACCACCAGCCAAAAAGGUGCUUCAGAAAGAAGAGAAACUGACUCCAGAAGGGCUUCGUCCGGGUGAAAGGUUUAAACAACUGAAGGAGCAAGAAGCUCGAAAGAAAAGGCAAAGAGAGGAAGAGAUGAGGAAAGCUGAGGAGGCAGCAGCUAACAGACCUCAGAUUACCAAUGGCAAAGUAAAUAAAGAAAUCACUCUACUUGAGGGGCAGACUAGUUCUUCUGUAAAUGGUAAUGAUGUCAACUCAGAAUUGAAGGAUGAUGAGAGGUCAUCUGCUGAUAGGGAAGAAACUCCUGAUAUUUUAGAUGAUCGCAAGAAUGAAAGAAGUAAUCUGCAUAUGGACAAAAACAUUGAGAAGGUACUUUCUUUCCAUAUUUUUGUUUGAGUUCUCUUGCUUUUGCUAACAGGUCCAACGAUCAUUUGACUUGGCACCACUGCAUGUUUUAGUUGCAUAAAGUGCUGUCAUCAGGUCUAACUUUUUUUAAUCAAGUAUUUAUCUGAAUAAGAACUAGAAGGGACAAUACUACAGCUUUCUGGCAAAUACCGAGUUGAACUCUGGGAAUUUAUAGUUAUUUCCUCCGUUCAUGAUUGAAAAGGAAAGGUGUGCAUUAAUCAAACUGAGAUAUAGAACUCGAGUCUUCUGUAAAUCUAGUAGUUAUUUUGUGUUUCGUGGGUUGUUCUGUAGUAUGUGAGAGGCUUGCUAAUGAACUUAAGUCAAACUAGCUGCCGGUGCUUCUACACCUUCAUGUUCCUCUGUUCAUUCAGUUGUAAUUUAUUAAGUUGCUAUUAUGCAAUUCGAGUUCAUGUUGAAUGGCUAAUACAGAAGUGAGUUAUGGUCUUAGAAUGGAAAUGUUUUUGAUUUAUUUCUAUUCCAUUUGCUGCUUAGUCAUAUAAGGAGUCGCAGCACGAAAUUCCUUUAUGCAUAUGGUCUUCAAGACUUGCUGAUUUAGGAACCUAUCUAAAGGGGGUUUUGAAGAGGAAGUGGGUAGGGAAAAACCUUCAUGAGAUACAGGGUAGUAUAGCUACCGUUGAAAUGGACAGACCAGUGUCUACUCUAGCGAGUUAGUUUUACUCAGUUCAUUUGCAAGACCGCCACUUUAAACCAUAUGGCCCUUUAGAAAAAAAUGCCCAGAAAAUAUGUUGUGAUUUAAAAAGAUAUACAGGACAGUGUAGGCUAACGCAAUGUAGGGUUAAGUCGAAAUUAUCCACAAUCAAACUAAAUGGCCAUGUUUAUGGCUCUCCCACAGUUCAUAUUGGUAACCCCCCUGUUCUUCUCAUUGUGAUUUUCUGUUUCAUGUUUUGACUAUCCAGGAUUAAGUCUCUUGCUACAUUUGAAAGCGCAAAUAUAUGUCCGAGAAGAAAAUAGAUAGCACGACGGCAACAACUGAGCUAGUGCAGAGAGAGGCUCUCAGUUAUUCUAGAGCAUCUUUUACUUGUUAUGUUUUGCGAUGCCUAGUCACAAUUUGAUCACCGUUGCUGAACAAUGUAUGAGUUUUGGCUGAUACAUUGAAAUGAUGUAAAUUUUAUUAUUAGAGGUGAGAAUGAUAUAGAACUAGUGAAAGAGAGAGCUAGUGACUUUUGUAGCAUCUUAUAUGCAUGUAGCCAUGCAAUAGGAGUUGGGUCAAUUUCGCCCAUAUCAGUGAGCUGAAAAAUUCUUAUUAAUUAUACCCGCUUUCACAGAAACCGCAUAUUAAGAAAGCAUUUCUACAA
This is a messenger RNA of Salvia miltiorrhiza (redroot sage), 3166 nucleotides long. Its product is annotated as ALBINO3-like protein 1, chloroplastic. NCBI's taxonomy places the organism in Eukaryota, Viridiplantae, Streptophyta, Magnoliopsida, Lamiales, Lamiaceae. Gene Ontology annotation, molecular function: membrane insertase activity. The record is from RefSeq and is a predicted model, not a curated record. Gene Ontology annotation, biological process: protein insertion into membrane; thylakoid membrane organization; protein localization to chloroplast. Bases 324 to 1841 code for a protein of 505 amino acids. The transcript has 10 exons. Gene Ontology annotation, cellular component: chloroplast thylakoid membrane.